CGUGUCUACGGAAGUAACGAAGGCGGAAGUAGGCAAUAUAGUGAUGCUUACCUAUGUUUAGGCAUUUAUUCCUAAAUACACCCGGUGGAUUUGCUGGAUAAUUAAUCUCUUCUCUGCGAUUGACGUUUUGUGGAGGUGUCUGUGAUUCCGCGGCAGAAUGGAGGACACAAACCCUGAGUCUGCGAUGUCUCCGGCAGGACAGAGUUCUGGCAAAUCCAAGCUGGACACACUGUCUAAAGAAGAUCUGAUAAAGUUUGCCAAGAAACAGAUGGUGGCAAUGCAGAAGAUCAAGUCAAAAUGCACAGAUCUAGAGAAGCAGGUUGAAGAGUUAAAACAUCCUACAAGUGGCACGUCAGACUCCUCAGUUAUCCAGGAACUGACUGAGCGAAUGGAUGCAGUUCUUCUGGAAAAAGCUGAGAGCCAACAGAGCCUUACGUUACUGCGCAAAGAACAUGAGGAGUUGAAAAAACAAGCACAGGAGACAGUGGAAAGGCUAGCAGCUCUUGAGGAGGAGCUAGACUUAAAAAAUAAGGAGUAUGCAGAAAUGCAGAAACACACAGCUGAGCUCACUGCAAACCUCAAGGCAACCUGCACUGAAUAUGAGACCAAAAUAUCUCAAACUCAAGAAGAGCUGGCAGAAGCCAAGCGCCAGUGGAUGGCAGCGACGGAGGAUCUCAAAGACUCUCACCAGAUGAGCCUCACCGAAUCCCACCAGGAGAUCGAGAACCUUCAGAAAGAAAUCGAAAAAAUGACCAAACAGUACGAAGAUGACGUGCGAUACUUGGAGGAGCAGCUGGAGGUGAACACGGCAGACUUCGAGAGGGAGCGAGAGCGGCUGCUUCUGCUCCAGGAAGAGCUUUCAGAGCAGCUGGCGCUAAAGGAGGGCUUCCUGCAGGACGUCCAGGAGGAAGAAGAGGACACGAAUAGAGCAGGGCCUCCAAAACAUUCACCAAGCGCCAAGACGUCAGACUUCCCGGCAUCAGACGACUCGAGUGACGAGGGCGGCAUGCUGAAAUUGGCACUGGAGGAUUUGCAGUCUCAAAACAUGAUGCUUCAGGAAGAGCUCGUAUUUCUGCGAAAUGUGAAAGUGGAGCUGGAGUCUGAGCUGAAGCAGGUGCGAGAGGAGUUCACCGUGGAAAAGGAAGAAAUGGAGUUCAGGAUCAAUGAGCUUCAGAUGCACAAAGACAAUGGUGACACAUCUGUGGACAGAGGUGAGGAGAGCGUCUCUGAAGAACCCCAAACCUUACAAGAGUCCCUCAAUGAUGACCUGAAGGAAACCUGCUCUAGUGCUGAAACAGAAGAAACGCAGCAAGACGGAUGCUCUGCUCCUUCUGAAGAUGGCAGCACAACAGCCAACACGUUUGAGCAGACUAUGAGCGUCAUCACAGAUCAGGACGUGGAUCUCAGAGACAGAGCAGAGCACUUUAUAAAGCAGUACAGAGCCAUGAAGGAGCACACGGCUGCAUCGCUUCAGGGUCUGCAGGAGAAACUCAAGAGCGUCUUCCAGGAGAGGGACCGAUUGUUGGAGGAGAUUAGAAAUGCAGAAGAAACAUCAGACCCAGCAGCGGAGGGGCUGAAGAUGUCUUUUGAGGACCUAAGGAACAAAAAUGAAGAUAUCCUAGUGAAUCUACAACACAAGGAGGCUCUUGUUGUAGAGUUUAAGGAGAUGCUGAAGUUCAUGGCGUCUGAGUCAGAGCACGAGCAGAUCAGUAACUUGGAGAAUCAACUGUCCUCCAUGACCGAGGAGAAGGAUGAGCGCAUAAAGACUCUUGAGGAGGACAUCACUGCUCUUCAAGCCAGACAGGAGGAGUGUCAAGACACCAUCAAACUUCUCCAGUCUCAGAUCACGAGUCUGUCCGAAGAGAAAGACGCCCUUCAGCGAGACAUGGACGCUAAUCAGAAACAUCUCUCUGCCAUUCAGUGCCACAUCAGUGAAAUCCUCAAGCAGAAUUUCUCUGAGACUGAGGUGGAUGGCACGUCUGAUAUCGCCACCCUCAUAGACGGUCUCUGGAAUAAAGCCCAGGAGGAGAAAGCGGUUUUAAGCCAGCAGCUGGAUGAGAGAGUGGAGCACUUCACCGCUGAGCUGGAGAGCGUGAGGCAGUCGGGUGAGGAGCGGGCGGCUGAGCUGGAGGCGCGGAUCAACGACCUCCUCCGGGAGAAGGACCUGCUGAAGGCCAGUCUGGAUGAUGUGGUGUUAGACACAGAGGGACUGCAGAAGGACCUGAGAGAAAUGCAAGCCAUGAAUGAAAAGCUGAGGGCAGAAAACCACAGUCUGCUCACUCAAGUGGCUGACUUGAGCAGGAGUUUAGAGGAAAAAGAAAAGGAGUCGCCAGAGGAAAAAGAAAAAGAGUCGCUGGAUGAAAGCGAUCCGCUUCACAAGGCCAGCGAGCUCCAACAGGUUCUUGCUGACAAAGACACUCUGAUAUCUCAGCUCAAAGAAGAAGUCGGACACUUACAGAUGUGCAAAGAGUCGUUGGUGUCUGAUGGAAAUGAACAAACGAAAGAGUUAUCUAAUGAAAUUGAAAUACUGAAGAAAGAAAGCAAAGACAAGGAUGAACGCAUGAACAAAAUCAAAGCUGUUGCUGUGAAGGCUAAAAAGGAACUGGACAACAGCAAGAAAGAGGCUGUCUCUCUGAGAGAGGAAGUGGACCAGCUGAAGGCUGAACGAGACAAAUUAUCUCGAUCUAUGAAGGACAUAAUCCACGGCGCAGAGGACUAUAAGAACCUGAUGGUGGAUUAUGACAAGCAGACUGAGCUGCUGGAUCAGGAGAGGGAGAAGCUGGAACAGGCCAAUAAACACAACGAAGAUUUAACCAAACGCCUUCAAAAUGCAGUUCAGCAGCACGAGCUGCUGUCAUCAGAGCGAGAGGAUCUUAUGGCCCGUAUUGAGACGCUGCAGAAUAACGUCACCCUGCUGGAGUCGCAGAUACUGGAGAUGCAGAAGCUGAAAUGUGGGCUGGAGCGAGACCUGGAGGCAGAAAGGCUUUUAAGAGAGCAGAAGUCUAAGGACCAUCAGUCUGCAGUCAAGGAGGUGGAGGAGCUUCAGACUCAGCUCAGCAAACACAAACAGCAGCUGCAGCAAACCGCUCAGGAGCUUGAGCAGCUACGAAAGGACGCUCAGCAGAGCACACUGUUGGACAUGGAGAUGGCGGACUACGAGAAACUGGUGAAAGAGCUCAAUCACAAACUCUCUGAGAAAGACAAGCAGAUGGAGGAGCACGAGAUGCACAUACAGACACAGAAAGAACGAGAGCAACGUCUGAACGAGGAAAUCGAGUCUCUGAAGCUGCUGGUGGAUCAGACAGAAGACAAAGCCUCCAGGAUGAAACAACUGCUGGUCAAAACCAAAAAAGACCUGGCGGACGCAAAACAGAAAGAAGCGGCGCAGAUGAUCUCCCAGUCUGCUCUGAGAGGAGAUCUGGAGGCCCAUCAGCAGCAGCUGGAGGAGCUGAAGAUCCAGUGCAGUGAGCUGACGGCCGAGCGCCACCGGCUGCAGGAGCAGCUGAAGCUGAUGAACGAGCAGCACCAGCGGACGUCCAGCUCAUAUCAGCUCAGUCUGAGCGCGCUGCAGGACGAGUGCACGGCCGCUAAGGCUGAUCUUGCGACAACGGUGUCAGAGUUCGAGAGUUAUAAGGUGCGAGUCCACAAUGUCCUCAAGCAGCAGAAACACAAGAGCUCAGCCCAGAGCGACGGCGACGCUUUCAAACAGGAGAGGGAGCACAUGGAGGCCAUGGUGGAGCAGCUGCGUAGCCGCCUGCAGGAGACGCAGCAGAGCCUCCAGUCCAGCACGUCAGAACUGCAGCAGCUGCAGGUGGAGCAUGACAUGCUGCUGGAGCGACACAACAAGAUCCUGCAGGAGACCGUCAGCAAAGAGGCUGAGCUGAGAGAGAGGCUGCUGUCGCUGCAAUCUGAAAAUGUUGCCCUGAAGUCUGAACACGGCCAGUGCGCAUCUCAUCUAAGCACCCAGAUCGAGGCGCUGCGCGGCAGCUUCCGCGAGCAAACGCGCCACCUGCAGGACGAGCACUGCAGCACCGUGGAGACGCUGCAGCAGCAGAUCAGCAGGCUGGAGGCCCAGCUCUUCCAGCUGCAGAAAGAGCCCGUCAGCACAGGCGCAGUGCUGGUGCAGCAGAGCAGGAAGAGUCAUACGGACAGGAAGCCUGAUGUUCCUCAGGUGGAUCUGCAGGGAAUGGCUAGAGAGGAGGGAGAGGGGAUGGAGACCACCGAGACAGAAUCGCUGUCGUCCAGCGGGACCACACAGCCCUCUCUGGAGCAGCUCCUCACCACCGCAGACCUCAAACACGAGCCUGCUGUCUGGCACAUGGAGCCCAGUAAAGAGGAGCUGACUCAGAAGCUCAGCACUGCCGCCCGCAGCGUGGAUCACCUGAACAGUCUGCUGCACGAGACCGAGGCCACGAACGCUGUCCUGAUGGAGCAGAUCAAUCUCCUGAAGAGUGAGGUGCGUCGACUCGAGCGCAAUCAGGAGCGCGAGAAAUCCGUGGCCAACCUGGAGUACCUUAAAAACGUGCUGCUGCAGUUCAUCUUCCUGCGCUCGGGCAGCGAGCGGCAGGCUUUACUUCCUGUCAUUCACACCAUGCUGCAGCUGAGCCCGGAGGAGAAGAGCAAGCUGGCUGCCAUCGCUCAAGGUGAGGAGGAGUCCGCGCUCUCACGGGGAUCAGGCUGGACGUCGUAUCUGCACAGCUGGUCAGGCAUCAGAUGAAACAAGGACUUGCCCGCACCUCAGUCACACACUGACCUCAGUCCAGCGUCCGGCCGUACAGCAGCAGGAAUCCUCCAGUCAGGACGCACAAGCGCUGGAGGACGAGCUGCUGCCCGGUCAGAGUCUCAUAGCAAUCCAUAUCAGCAGUUCAUCUCCACAUCAGUGCCGCCUUAUUUUUCAACCUGUCAGUCCUAAUGGGAUUUUUUGCUUUGGGUUAUUGAAGAUUAUUUUGUGCUGUGAAAUCAUACAUGGGAACUGUUGAUCAUAUUUAUCGUAUUUUAAUGUAAAUUAUAUCAUUAUCAUUUUUCCACAAAUUGUCUUAUGGCUGUGUUGUUCUUUGUAAAUCUCAUGUCCAUGAGAGAUUUAAGGUUCGUUGAAUGAACAUUCACAUGAAGGAAUGUAAAUACAGGGUAUCAGUCUCAGAUCUGUCAGAGAAAAUCAUCUAAUUAAACUUCUUUGA
This is a messenger RNA of Labeo rohita (rohu), 5177 nucleotides long. Its product is annotated as GRIP and coiled-coil domain-containing protein 2. The record is from RefSeq and is a predicted model, not a curated record. Gene Ontology annotation, biological process: late endosome to Golgi transport. NCBI's taxonomy places the organism in Eukaryota, Metazoa, Chordata, Actinopteri, Cypriniformes, Cyprinidae. The coding region runs from base 158 to 4717 and encodes 1519 amino acids. Gene Ontology annotation, cellular component: Golgi apparatus. The transcript has 23 exons.